Molecule: messenger RNA, 2839 nt
Organism: Oldenlandia corymbosa var. corymbosa
Lineage: Eukaryota; Viridiplantae; Streptophyta; Magnoliopsida; Gentianales; Rubiaceae
Source: the annotation of a GenBank genome assembly
CUAGAAUACCCUUUUUUGAGCCCAAAAGGACUUUUGGAGCAGCUAAUUAGCUAACAAAUGAAAUGGCCCAAACUAGUGUGUUAACUUUUUCAAAGAGUAAUGAUAAAAUCAGACACGCUAGAGAUCCAAUGGGCUUUCUAGUAUCAUUUCUUAACCAUUAGCUCAAAAUAAUGUAAAUGUAAUAAUAGUCCAUCGAGUAAAACUGAUCGGAAAAAAGAAAAUAGAAGUAGUGUCUGCCAAAAUGCUAUCGUAUUCCAUGUCUUGAACAUUCCUGCUAAGUAAAACCCCAAUUCCAAAACCCUAAUCGCCGGAGAUGGCUUUCUCAAAGACAUCAUUCCUUCUCCACCUCAAGACCAUCACCACCAAUUCCCGCCUCUACAGCCGCCAUUUCCACCAGAAAUCUCCGUCCAUGUUAAUCUCCCUCCGUCCUCUGUCAUUCGCCACUCCGGAAGAAGCCGCCGCCGAGCGUCGGAAACAAAGACGCCGUAAUCGGAUUGAGCCUCCUUUGUCCGCUCUCCGCCCACACCAACAAGCGCCGCCUCAACCUCCUCGCCCUUCCUCCCCGGCAUCAGCCAAUCAAAACCCCAACGCCCCUAAACUUCCGGAGCCCGUGUCCGUUCUGUCCGGGAACCGGCUCAAUCUUCAUAACAAGAUCUUGAAGCUGAUCCGUGAGAAUGAUUUGGAAGAGGCGGCUCUCUACACGCGCCACUCGGUGUAUUCCAAUUGCCGUCCCACUAUGUACACCUGCAAUGCUGUAAUGGCUGCCCUUUACCGGCAGGCUAAGUAUGCUGACCUACUUUCUCUUCACCGCUUCAUCACUCAGGCUGGGAUUCCGACCAAUAUUAUCACCUACAACCUCCUUUUCUCUACUUACAUGGAUUGCCGGCGAGCCGACACCGCCAUGGAGUACUACAAGCAACUCAUCAACGAUGCCCCAUUCAGCCCUUCUCCCACCACCUACAGAAUCUUAGUGAAAGGCCUCGUCGACAACCAGAAGCUUGAGAGGGCUAUGGAAUUAAAAGACGAGAUGCUAUCGAAGGGAUUGGACCCUGACCCGACUGUAUAUGGGUAUUUGAUGUCGGCCCAUGCCAAGAACGCCAACCCGGAUGGGGUUUUUGAUUUGUAUGAAGAACUGAAGGAGAAGAUGGGAGGAUCCGUUUCUGAUGGGGUGAUUUACGGGAGCUUAAUGAAGGGUUACUUUUUAAGAGGGAUGGAUAAGGAGGCCAUGGAGUGUUAUGAAGAUGCUGUGGGUGAGAAAUCUGAAAUUAAGAUGACUGCAAUGGCGUUUAACUAUGUGUUGGAUGCUUUGAAUAAGAAUGGGAAGUUUGUCGAGGCUUUGAAGUUGUUUACUAGGAUGUUGAACGAACAUGAUCCUCCGAAAAGGUUGACUGUGAAUUUGGGAAGCUAUAAUGUAAUGGUGGACGGGUAUUGCGUCGAAGGGAGGUUUAAAGAUGCUAUUGAUGUCUUCAAUAGCAUGGGUGAGAAGAGAUGCAGGCCUGAUACUUUAUCUUACAAUAAUUUGAUUGAGCACUUGUGUAAGAAUGGUAUGUUGACUGAGGCUGAGGAGUUGUACAAUGGCAUGAAGGAGAAAGGGGUGAACCCUGAUGAGUACACAUUUGUCACAUUGAUGGAUACUUGUUUUGAGAUGAGCAGGUCAGAUGAUGCAGCUGCGUACUACAAGACUAUGAUUGAGUCAAAGUUACGGCCUAGUUUGGCAAUUUAUAAUAAGCUGGUUGAAGGAUUAGUUAAAGUUGGAAAGGUUGAUGAUGCAAAAUCAUUUUUUGAUAUGAUGGUUAGCAAGCUGAGGAUGGAUGACGAAAGCUAUAAAUUUAUGAUGAAUGCUUUGUUUGAGGUUGGCAAACACAAUGAUGUGAUUGAGACGAUUGGAAGAAUGUUAAGAGAGGAUCCUGGUGAUUUCACUCCGGAGUUGGAAGAGUUUGUGAGAGAAGCAUUGCGAAAAGAGGGUAGAGAAGAGGAGUUGACUAAGCUUAUUGAGGACGUUGAAAGGGAGAAGGCAGAAGCAGCAGCUGCUGCAGCUGAAGCUGCCGAAAAAGCUAAAGCAAGUGCAAGGGCGGCUGUUUCUUCUUUAAUACCAUCUAAAUUGUUCGGAAAUAAAGAUUCAAACGUGGAAUCUGCAGCUGCUGGUGAGAAUUUCCCAGGUCUCAUGGGCGCUGGACAGGUGAAUGAUGCUGAAGCCCAAUCAUCGCAAGAAGGCACAAACUUGGGGGCGACAGAUGCUAAAAGCGAUGGUUCAGAAGAGCAGGCAGCAGCUUGAUUGUUAACCAUUAAAUAUUGAUUUCAAAAGUGGUAUCGGUUUUUGGGCUCCUUAAGUUCCUUAGACUCAAAAUGAUGAGCAUAUUUUCUCCUUCAAUUAUGUUCGAUGUAAUUAGUUGCUAAGGAAGGAGUACAGAUUUAUAAACUUGAAGAGGACAUUGUUGAUCAUACCCUGCGUCAUGUUGUUUCUUAUUGGCUCAGUCGUUGGUCUUCACUUGUCACCCUUCAUUAAUUGGGAUGAGCUGACUCUAGACUGAAGUUUGGUGCAAUAGCAGUCUAAAACCUGACAUCUAUUGGCUUAGAAAUUUCAUCUUAGUUAAUGUCUUUCCUCAGCAAAUCUGCAUUAAAGUUCAUAUUGGCUCACUGCUGUUGAUUAGAGUGUUCAUUUGCACUACUCGUUUAUUUCUUCUUCAUGUACUGCACAAUAAAUUGCCAGUCGACAGAGAUGUAACGAAGUUAUUAUUAUUGAAAGUUGAAGCCAUAUUUUCGUGAGUAAAGGCUGCUGCAAGCUGUGGCACUUUUGUGUAUCCCCUUGGAAGCAUUCCAAAAAUCUCGCAUAUUCACA